Molecule: messenger RNA, 987 nt
Organism: Protobothrops mucrosquamatus (brown spotted pit viper)
Lineage: Eukaryota; Metazoa; Chordata; Lepidosauria; Squamata; Viperidae
Gene: NAA40
Product: N(alpha)-acetyltransferase 40, NatD catalytic subunit
Exons: 7
Coding region: 74-742 (222 amino acids)
Cellular component (GO): nucleus
Molecular function (GO): histone H2A acetyltransferase activity; protein N-terminal-serine acetyltransferase activity; histone H4 acetyltransferase activity
Source: RefSeq, a predicted model, not a curated record
UUGUGUCUUAGCAUUUCAACCCUCCUGGUUGCAGAGGAAAUCCAGUAAAGGAAAGGAGAAGAAGCAGAAACGGAUGGAGGAACGGGCAGCCAUGGACGCUGUCUGUGCCAAGGUUGAAGCAGCAAAUAAACUGGGAGACCCUUUAGAAGCUUUUCCCGUGUUCAAGAAAUACGACAGAAACGGGCUGAAUGUUUCCAUCGAGUGCAAACGAGUCUCCAGUUUGGAACCGGCUACUCUGGAUUGGGCCUUUGAGCUGACUAAAACGAACAUGCAGACCUUGUAUGAGCAGAGCGAGUGGGGGUGGAAAGACCGGGAAAAACGGGACGAAAUGACCGAUGACCGGGCUUGGUACUUAAUCGCUUUGGAAAACGGCUCCCUUCCGGUGGCGUUCUCGCACUUCCGCUUUGAUGUCGAAUACGGAGAGGAAGUUCUCUAUUGCUAUGAAAUACAGCUGGAGAGCAAAGCAAGAAGGAAAGGUCUUGGCAAGUUCCUCAUUCAGAUCCUGCAGCUUGUGGCAAACAGCACACAGAUGAAGAAAGUCAUGUUGACGGUCUUCAAACAUAAUCACGGAGCCAACCAGUUCUUCAGAGAUGCUUUACAAUUUGAAAUAGACGAUACCUCACCGAGCAUGUCUGGCUGCUGUGGAGAAGACUGCUCCUACGAAAUUCUCAGCCGAAGAACAAAAUUUGGGGAGGGCCAGCAGGCCCACUUGGGCACGCAGUGUGGGGGCUGCUGCCACUGAGGGGCUCCGUGGCUCCCCGAAAGAAUCCGCCACUCUCCAGGUAGGCCUGCCUUCCUCGUGGCUUCUCUUGACCUGUCUCAGUUCUGGCUGCGCUCUCGAGUCAAGAGGGACAGAACUCCUGUGUUACUACAUCCCAGGUGCCGGGAUCCGAGGUUUUCCUCCCUAUCGGAGGUCCUUUAAAUCGAAGCCGAGUCGUAACUUUAGGCCUGAUCUUGCUUACCUACCUGCAGCCUUGAACCGAAGUG